ACGCUUUAACUCAUUAAUGAAACUUUAGUUGCUUUGAACUAACAAAAUGAUUAUUACUAGCAAUUAGUUUUGUUAAACAAUGUCUACACAAAAACGUAUUAUAAUAUCAUUUAAGAAACUACGAUCAAAUGUCGAUGACUACUGGUUUGCCAUACCAUCGAUGGUUAAGAAUAUCAAUGAUUUGAAAACAAUUUUGGCCACAGAAGAGAACUUGAAUGACGAAGAAGUGAAUCUGUAUAUCAAUGAUGUCUUAUUAAGAGAGAACUCGUGCGUCGAUAUUAUCAAAGAUGAAGACAAAGUUGAGGUCAGAUCCAAAUGUUGUGAUAAUAUAAUGGAUGUCAACAACUCUGUGAUGAAUAAAGGAUUAAAAAGACAAUCAAUAUUUAAACGCAUUGACCGACAGAGUACUGAAAAUUCAGAUGAUAAUUAUAAUACAAAACAUUUAAAACAAGAACCGAAUGAUACGGUUCACAAAAGUUGGAAUAAAUUUACAUCUUUUGGCAACACUUUGUGGACAAAACAUGUAACGGAAAAAGUCAUUCAUUUCAACGAUCAAACAAUUGUUAAUAAAGACAUAGAAGUGAUUGAUAUUUCAGACGACUCGUCCAGUAAUAGUAGUAUUGAGUCCAAAGAUGAUACUCACGACACUAUCGAUAAAGAAGUCACUAAAAAAGUCAUUAAAGAUUUCACUAAAGAUUUCAAUGAAUCCAAUGAAGAAUCUAAUGAAGAAUCCAAAGAAGAGUUCAAAGAAGAGUCCAAAGAAGAGUCCAAAGAAGAGUCCAAAGAAGAGUCCAAAGAAGAGUCCAAAGAAGAGUCCAAAGAAAAAUCCAAAGAAGAAUCCAAAGAAGAAUCCAAAGAAGAAUCCAAAGAAGAAUCCAAAGAAGAAUCCAAAGAAGAAUCCAAAGAAGAAUCCAAAGAAGAAUCCAAAGAAGAAUCCAAAGAAGAAGCCAAUGAUGUCAAUGAUAAUAACAAAACUGUUGGCAAUCAAGAGAUACCAAUUGAAUUUAUGAUACAAAUGGACGACAUCAACAUUUUUGAUGACUUUAUAUCAUCUGUCAAUAAUGUCUCAAUGGUUCCAACACAUGACAAUCAACAAUUAAUAUCUAAUAAAUGUGAUAAUAAUAAUAAUAUGAAUCAGAAAACGACAAAAGCAGAUCAUUAUUAUUGUGAUUAUAAGACAUGUAAUACAAGAAUAUUUAGAAGGAAACAGGAUUUACAACAACACAUAAAAGCUAAACACGAAAAGUCCUUCAGAUGUCAACAUAAGUUGUGUGGAAAUGUUUUCAAACUAAGAGAACAACUCGAAGAACACCAACAAACUAAACAUUCACAUACCGGUGCCAACAACUGUACUAUCGAUUCUAAUAGAAAGAGACGUCGUCUCAAUCGUCGGUUAAAAAAGGCAUUUCUCACAAAUGCCAAUCAGUCGGUGGUGUCGGUAUCGGCGUCGCCGGCGGCGGUGAAACCCAUUCCAAGUGAUAAUAAUGGCAGCCAUUCGUGGCAUUACCACAACUGGAACAAGACGUUUGAAUUCAAUGAAGAAUACAAAUACGAUUGUCUGUAUAAAGAAUGUAAUGAAAAAAAUUGUUUUCCGAACCAAAAGAAUCUGUUGAGACAUUUGCGCCAAAAUCAUAUGCAAUGCAAUUACUAUGACUGCAAUACUAGAGGAUCGUUGGCUGAAUUGGAGGAACACAUGGAAAGGGUUCACAACAGGUUCGCAAAGUUGCCGUUCAAGUGUCCGCACAGUCGUUGCCGGUAUAAGUUCAGAUCGUUGGCCCGAUUGGUACAACACGAUAUAAUAGAUCAUUGAAAUCUUAAUUUAUUAUUAUAUUUAGAGUCUAUUUUAUUAUGUAAUCAAAUAU
Messenger RNA from Oppia nitens, 1862 nucleotides. RefSeq names its product FK506-binding protein 5-like. Gene Ontology annotation, molecular function: RNA polymerase II cis-regulatory region sequence-specific DNA binding; DNA-binding transcription factor activity, RNA polymerase II-specific. Gene Ontology annotation, biological process: regulation of transcription by RNA polymerase II. NCBI's taxonomy places the organism in Eukaryota, Metazoa, Arthropoda, Arachnida, Sarcoptiformes, Oppiidae. Gene Ontology annotation, cellular component: transcription regulator complex; PcG protein complex. The transcript has 4 exons. The coding region runs from base 80 to 1810 and encodes 576 amino acids. The record is from RefSeq and is a predicted model, not a curated record.